AGUUAACAUUUAAACAUUGGCCGAAAUACAACACAAAUUUAUAACGUUAACAUUCAUUAAAAACGGUUAUAUAAAUAGAAAAUUAAAAAAAAACUCUUAAUUAUGAGUUGUAGUUAUUUAUAUGAAGUAGUACGUAGAAAAUCGGAAGAAUUUGAGCAGCAUUUGGAACAAGAUAAACGAGAAAAUUCAAAUCUUUCGGAUUAUUCUAGAGAUGAUGAAAUUUGGGAAGUACCAGAAGAAAGUUUUGAAAAUGUCUAUCAGCAGAUGGAGGGAAAUGAGGAAUUACAACAAACUAGUGAGCAACAAGAUAAAUACAAUAAAAUAACCGAUGAAGUAUUGAAUUUAAAACAAUUUGAAAGUACUAGAAAUUUUCAUAUUAGUUUAAGUACGGAAAAAAUUGCUUUAAAAUCGCAAACAAAACAACCAUGUGAAAAUUCAACCAAAAUAAUCAAUAAAUCAAUUAAAACGGAAACGGAUGUAAUAAAGUCACUGACCAGCAAUACUAACACAACGAAUAUCGGUGCCAAUAAAGUGCAAUGGAAAAAUUGUACUUUAUCAAACAACAAACAUUCCUCCUCUACAACUUCUUUGCUCAAUUUUACAAUUGUGCCUAUAAAUGUGUCCACAAAAGGGCAAAAUCAAAAAACUACUGAUAAGCCGCCUAAAAAUGGUACUAUUCAAAAAUUACCUGAAAUAAAGUUGUCGUCUUUUUCGACCAGAAAAACCACUUUAAAACCUAAUACACCAAAAACAUCUACUUUAAAACCCAACAGUAGUGGAUUAUAUAUGCAUACAACGUUUAAUGAUUUGAAAUCUACUUCAAAUUUACCACGUCGCAAAUCAUCUUCCGGUUCAGAGAUUAAUAAACAUAUAACGGAAAGUUCUACCUCUCCAGAAUCUUUAUUGGAUAAUAUUUUAAGUGGAGCUUCUUCAAUAUCCGUUCAGAGUAGCAGCCUUAGUAGUAAUGGCUUAAACGGUGAUUUGGAGGCUCAUAAACAGAAACAGGAUAUCGGAAAAAGUAGGGAUAAUCUGGUACCUUCUUUAGUUUUAUCACCAAAACAUUUUUCCCGUAACAAUUCGGGAAUUUUAAAGACUCAAAUACCAGAAUUGAAAAUUAUCACAGCACCCAAUUCACCCACUAAUCAUGUCGAAACUUUAAACAACGGAACACAAGCCUCGCCUUCUUUGUUGACUAUUAGCAAUCUAUCGCACUCGGAUUCAUUUGAAACGGCUUCGAAUCGCACCAGAAGUCCUUCGGUCUCACCAUUACGCAGUUUAUCGCCAAGAGUUCCCACAGAAGCUAGUCUGUAUCCGGACGAUUUGUGCUGUAAAAUUUGCAAUGAACUUUUUAAGGAUCCCCGAAGUUUGAAUUGUUUGCAUUCAUUUUGUUUUCAAUGUAUUGUCAAUGAAAAUUUUAAACAAGAUGCCAGCAUACCAUUUUGGUCACAGCCACAAUCUCCUCAAGCUUCCUCGCCGCAACAUAAAUGUGAUGAUAUAAAUUUUAAAGGUGAGUAUUGAGUUUAAAUAUUUUGCUUCAAAUAGAGGAAAGAUCAGGCGACAAUUGGUCAUAGCUCACUUAAAAUCAUACUUGGUCCAAUAAGGUUCAUGUGAUCUUUACGCUACUCC
Molecule: messenger RNA, 1626 nt
Organism: Lucilia cuprina (Australian sheep blowfly)
Lineage: Eukaryota; Metazoa; Arthropoda; Insecta; Diptera; Calliphoridae
Product: probable E3 ubiquitin-protein ligase bre1
Exons: 2
Coding region: 103-1518 (471 amino acids)
Source: RefSeq, a predicted model, not a curated record